CCUGCCUCCUCCCCUUGGAGGAUCUCAGUGGAGCCCCGCCUGCCGCCGGAGCCACAGCGCGAGAGAGACCCUGCUCGGGUUGCAGCAGCAGCAAAGGCAGCAGCAAAGGCAGGUGCAAGGAGGCAUCCAGCCCCUGCUGGGUCACAGGUUUAAAGAAGUGAAAACAGCUGGUGUGGCAGUCAGAAGAUGGAAAACAACAUAACAACAAUAUCUCGUGAGGAACUGGAAGAAUUAAAGGAAGCAUUUAGUAAAAUAGAUAUUGACAAUAGUGGAUAUGUCAGUGAUUAUGAACUUCAAGAUCUUUUCAAAGAAGCAAGCCUUCCUCUACCUGGCUAUAAAGUCCGAGAAAUUGUAGAAAAAAUCAUUGCAGUAACAGAUAACAACAAAGAUGGUAAAAUCAACUUUGAAGAAUUUGUAUCAGUUAUUCAGGAAUUGAAGAGUAAAGAGAUUAGCAAAUCAUUCCGAAAAUCCAUAAAUAAAAAAAAGGGAAUUACCGCAAUUGGAGGAACGUCAUCAAUUUCUAGUGAAGGGACCCAGCAUUCUUAUUCAGAGGAAGAAAAGGUUGCUUUUGUUAACUGGAUAAAUAAAACUCUUAAAGAUGACCCUGACUGCAAACAUCUUCUCCCUAUGGAUCCAUCAGAUGAUAGCCUUUUUAAGUCACUUGCUGAUGGCAUCCUCCUUUGCAAAAUGAUUAACUUAUCCCAAUCCGACACAAUUGAUGAACGAGUUAUUAAUAAGAAGAAGCUUACCCCAUUCACUAUAUCUGAAAACCUAGAUCUUGCACUGAAUUCUGCAUCAGCUAUUGGUUGUACUGUAGUCAAUAUUGGAUCACAAGAUCUAAAGGAUGGCAAACCACAUUUGGUGUUAGGACUGUUGUGGCAAAUCAUUAAAGUCGGGCUUUUUGCUGAUAUAGAAAUAUCCAGAAAUGAAGCCCUUAUUGGUUUGCUAAGUGACGAGGAAGAAUUAGAACAAUUAAUGAAACUAUCUCCAGAAGAGCUCCUGCUACGCUGGGUUAACUAUCAUCUGAAUAAUGCUGGAUGGAAGAAAAUAAGCAAUUUUAGUCAAGACAUUAAGGACUCAAAGGCCUACUUUCAUCUGCUCAAUCAAAUUGCACCCAAAGAAGGCACCAGUGGCGAGUCUGCCAUUGCAAUUGAUCUUUCAGGCCUUAAUGAGCAAAAUGACUUGAAGAGGGCUGAAUAUAUGCUUCAGCAAGCAGACAAAUUAGGCUGCAAACAGUUUGUGACUCCAACAGAUGUGGUUGCAGGCAACCCUAAACUUAACAUGGCCUUUGUUGCAAACCUCUUUAACACCUUCCCUGCACUGCAAAAGCCUGAAAGUUCUUCUUAUGAUGUCAAUUUACUAGAAGAUUUGACCCCUCCUAAUGUAGGGGAAAGUAAGGAAGAGCGCACAUUUAGAAACUGGAUGAAUUCAUUGGGUGUAACCCCUUACAUUAACCAUUUGUACAGUGACCUUUCAGAUGCUUUAGUAAUCUUCCAGCUGUAUGAAAUGAUCCGCGUACCAGUAGAAUGGAAUCAUGUAAACAAACCACCAUAUGCUGCUCUUGGGGGCAACAUGAAAAAGAUUGAAAACUGUAACUAUGCAGUGGAACUGGGAAAGAAGCAGGCCAGAUUCUCAUUAGUUGGUAUUGGUGGACAGGACCUCAAUGAAGGCAACCCAACAUUGACCUUAGCACUGGUGUGGCAGUUAAUGAGAAGAUACACACUGAAUGUACUAUCAGACCUUGGAGAGGGGGAGAAAGUGAAUGAUGACAUAAUUAUUAAAUGGGUGAAUCAAACUCUUGCAAAUGCAAAUAAGACCACUUCAAUAACUAGCUUCAAGGACAGAUCCAUAAGCACUAGUUUGCCUGUACUAGAUUUAAUAGAUGCCAUUGCACCAAAAGCAGUUCGUCCAGAAAUGGUCAAGAGGGAAAAUUUUACCGAAACAGACAAGCUGAAUAAUGCUAAAUAUGCUAUUUCAGUUGCUCGGAAAAUUGGUGCUUGUAUAUAUGCCCUACCAGAUGACUUGGUAGAAGUAAAGCCAAAAAUGGUUAUGACAGUAUUUGCAUGUUUGAUGGGAAGAGGACUGAACAAAAUAAAAUAAAGAAGAUUUUUCCUGUAUCAUCUGCCAUGAUAAACACAAUGAAUGCCUCAUUGUUUACAGACUAACUACAUUUAUUAGCUGUGAAACAGAGAUAAUUUAUACAUAUACAAAUGUGAAGAUGUAUAGAGAGAUUAUUUAAAAAUAAUUGUUUAUAUUUAAGGUUUUAUCUGAAACAUUUUAUAUUAUAUCAGUAACUUGUGAGCUAAUAUUACUAAACACCACAAUGAACUAAAGUUACUAUGUUAAAUAGCCCUUUAAAAUAAGUAUGAUAUAUACUGUUUUCUUAAUGCAAACAUGAUCUGGGUUAUUUUAGGAACUGCUGUGAAAUCAAAAUUUUAUUUUUCUGGGUUAUUAACAUGUAUACAUGAAGCAUCUUCAAAGUCUGAUACUGUUCCAUUCCAGCACUAUUAUAUUGACCAAAAGGUCACAUUGCCUUAUUGUGUAAGGGACUAUCUAAAUUUCCGUUGAUAUUUGGCUGCAAAUUGAACGUCAUAAAUCCUAAGCAUAUUUCCCACUAAGUUCCAGUAUACAUGAAUAUGACUACUUCCUCUGUAAGAACUUUUACUCUUAAUUAAUUUAGCUAGUAAGUUAAUCAAUGAAAGUUUUAGUUGAUUAAAUAUCAGGGAUGCACUAUUUUAUUGUUCAGGGCAAAUUUCAUUUUCUGGAGUUACAAGGCAAGGAAAUUACUUAACUUCUGAGGUUGUUUUGUUUAUGGUAUGCUGCUGUAUUUGAAAAUUAAAAAGAUUUUUUUAAAAGGAAGGCUGUAACACACUUUGUCCUUUGGGUAUGAGAUGGGUUCUGGCUUCCCCUAUUUAAAAUCCCUUUCUUCUCUGGCAUAGUUUUCCCACACCCAUCCACUGUUUGCCUUCCCAUGGUUAACGGCUAGGUCAGAACCCUUGUUAAUCAUGAUUUGAUUCUAAUCAGAGGUUGUUGCUAAUCAGGGCUUAGAAACUAGAGUUGGAAGCUGGCUUCACAAAGGCCUGGUGAUGACAGUAAGCCUUAAUCAUGGAUGAGACUAGUAGAGGAAGAUGGAAGGAUGAAGGGAAUUUGCUCUGGAGUAGAUGGUAUAUGUAGGUGGCCCAGCUCCAGUCCCUUUUGCAGGUCAAAGAAUGGGAUGCAGUACAGUUACUCUAGCCCAAGUAUAGCUUUUUAUCAAUUUGAAAAUUGUUCUGUGUGUCUCAGCUAUCGCUUGAUUAUGAAAGUAUGCAGUUUCUUAAAUUAAGUUUACAGGGCAAUUCCGUAUCUUCUUUACAGAGAGUUGUAGUGAUUUUAUCAGAGCAAAUUCAGUUCUAGCAAUAGUGGUGCUUCUACCAUAACCACUUAACCAGUCAAUCUUGACUCUGGGAUUGUGUCCUUAGUCAAUGAAUCUGUUCAAAGGUAGCUAAUUAAUAGUGGUUGCACACUGGUAUUGUAUUCAGAAAGUCUACUUAUUUACAGCAAGUGUUUUAAAUAUGAGCAUCCCCUGUUGAGAUUUUGCUGUAGAUACUUGUAAUAUCAAACAACUAUUCAGUAAGGAAAAACACAACAUAUUAUUAUGGAUUAUGGUCUAGAUAGCACAAAUAUAACAAUGGCAAUAAUUGAAACAAUGUAUGUAAUAAGCCUUGCAAUGAGGGUAAAUAUUUGAAUUUCUGAACAUGUCAUAUAAUAAAGCAAUAAAGAGAGAUGAUGA
Molecule: messenger RNA, 3769 nt
Organism: Anolis sagrei ordinatus
Lineage: Eukaryota; Metazoa; Chordata; Lepidosauria; Squamata; Anolidae
Gene: PLS1
Product: plastin 1
Biological process (GO): actin filament bundle assembly; actin filament network formation
Cellular component (GO): cytoplasm; actin filament; actin filament bundle
Molecular function (GO): actin filament binding; calcium ion binding
Source: RefSeq, a predicted model, not a curated record